Messenger RNA from Fonsecaea erecta, 864 nucleotides. RefSeq lists its product as hypothetical. Bases 1 to 864 code for a protein of 287 amino acids. NCBI's taxonomy places the organism in Eukaryota, Fungi, Ascomycota, Eurotiomycetes, Chaetothyriales, Herpotrichiellaceae. The transcript is spliced from 2 exons. The record is from RefSeq and is a predicted model, not a curated record.
AUGCCUCGUCCCGCAAAGACCAAAUCACGCUGCCAAGACACCUCUCUUGACAUCGCCUCCGAACCCAAGAGUCCUUCGAGGUCAGCGAAUAAGCCGGGAAAGCAGGCUCUACAGGACCGUAGCGUGAACAUCCUUCCCGCUGCUCAAAAGCGUGAUGGGGUCAAGUCCAACGGGAGCAAGAAACGCAAGAGUGAGAGCAACGAGGAUCAUGUUGAAGCAGAUGGUGUGGGUUUGAGCCGUGACUCUGAAACUCCUGCUGCUGGAAAGUCGACGAACUCGAACCCGAACAAGAAGGCCAAGCAAGCUGAAUCGACCUCCACCACGGCAGGAAUCGUGCAGAAGCAAGGCGCGAACUCAAAGCCCCGACAGAGUGCCGGCCAAGGCAACCUCAAAGUCAACUACGUCUCCGAGGUCUCUUCAGUCGUCCUUAAAGGCGAAGAAGGCAUUAAUCCCGUCCCUGUGUACGAUACGUGCGAUGAUAUCCGUGCCAAGAUCAAUCGCUUCCUCCGAGACACGCCUUCAGCCACCAACGCGGGUUUCGUCCGCGACAUCAACGCGGUCACUCUAUGCCCAUCAAUCAAGAACGCCACAGCAGCACAACUCAGUGCGUUCCUGAAGAGGCACGGUCCCACCGACGGCGCCGAGAGCCCGGUCUUCUACAGAAGCUACGUCUUCUUCGAGAAGCUCCGGAUCGUGCGCGGCAAGCCAAAGACCAAGAAGAGACUGGAGAUGGAGAAUGUGUGGAAAGCCAGUGGUAUGGACCUGACGGAUCUGGGCAAGACACGCGUCUGGUGCGGUCCGAAUCAGACUGCGUACACGAGUGUGUACGGCGAGCUGCAAAUCGUCGGACGAUGGGGCAGGUGA